Messenger RNA from Rhodamnia argentea, 1418 nucleotides. RefSeq names its product probable protein phosphatase 2C 13. The transcript has 2 exons. Lineage: Eukaryota; Viridiplantae; Streptophyta; Magnoliopsida; Myrtales; Myrtaceae. Bases 188 to 1321 code for a protein of 377 amino acids. Gene Ontology annotation, molecular function: cation binding; protein serine/threonine phosphatase activity. Gene Ontology annotation, biological process: protein dephosphorylation. The record is from RefSeq and is a predicted model, not a curated record.
GGGUACCGACUAUUCUUUUGGGAAACCCGAAAUCAGAAAACCCUAAAACGCGUUUGGCGACGAGAAGGAGAAGGGGAAGAAGAAGUUGUAGUCGUAGAGCUUUCGAUCGAAACCCUAAAUUUUUUUUUUCCCGAUUGAGCUGGUUGAGAGUUCCUUUUUGAGGAAAGAGAGAGGGCUUUUGAAGCAGAUGAUCGUGAGUCAGAAGAUGGUUAAGGAGGCGGAGUUUGUUUGUCCACCGAGCUUGCAGCAGGUCCUGGACGUUCAGUGUCCGGCGAUGUUCCGCGAAGCCUGCGUGACCGAGUCGGUCUCCGCAGAUAUCUCCCGCAUCGAAUCGGUUGUCAACUGCCUUCAGACUGCGAAUGAUGCUGCUGUUGUGUCUGAUGCUGUUAAAUUUGUUCCAAGGAUUCGUUCUGGUAGCUAUGCUGACAUGGGCUCUCGGAUUUCCAUGGAAGACGAACACAUCAGAGUUGAUGAUCUGUCUGCCCAUUUGGGUUAUGAAUGUUGCACACCAAGUGCCUUCUAUGCAGUUUUCGAUGGCCAUGGAGGCCCUGAGGCAGCUGCAUACAUCAAGAGGAAUGCGAUGAAGCUAUUCUUUGAAGAUACUGUUUUACUAGAGACACCCCCAAUUGAUGAUAUCUUCUUGAAAGAGCUGGAGAGUUAUCACCGUAAAGUUUUCCUGCUAGCAGACCUGGCCUUGGCAGGUGAUUGCAGUGUGAGCAAGUCAUGUGGAACAACGGCACUGACGGCUUUGAUACUAGGAAGACAUUUGUUGGUGGCCAACGUUGGUGAUUGUCGAGCCGUUUUGUGUAGGAAAGGAGAUGCAGUUGAGAUGUCCCAAGAUCAUAGGCCGUCCUUUUUACCUGAGCGAAGACGGGUGGAGGAACUGGGUGGCUGGGUCAAUGAUGGAUAUCUAAACGGCUGCCUAUCUGUUACCCGUGCUCUUGGGGAUUGGGACUUGAAGCUUCCUCUGGGGUCUGCUUCCCCGCUAAUUGCCGAUCCUGAUGUCCAACAAGUUGUCUUGACAGAGGACGAUGAGUUUUUGAUAAUCGGGUGUGAUGGAAUUUGGGACGUGAUGACAAGUCAGUAUGCAGUUAGUCUAGUCAGGCAAGGGCUCAGACGGCACAGUGACCCGCAUCAAAGCGCCAGAGAACUGGUCAUGGAAGCAUUGCGCCUUAAUACUACCGACAACCUGACAGUGAUAGUGAUAUGCCUCAGCUCCCCUGAUCGGCCGGAGUCAUGCCCCUCUCGGAGGCGAAGACUGAGGUGCAGUCUCUCUGAGGAGGCAAGGAACAGGUUGCAGAGCUUGCUAGAAGGAAAUUGAGUGCAUUUUUGUGUAAAUACCAUUAUUUUUGUUACGUCACAUCGUUAUGGAGGAUGAUCUUUCUUUCAUCUGUUUGUGGCUGUUUCAGAUGAUUUAG